Molecule: messenger RNA, 903 nt
Organism: Mesorhabditis spiculigera
Lineage: Eukaryota; Metazoa; Nematoda; Chromadorea; Rhabditida; Rhabditidae
Source: the annotation of a GenBank genome assembly
AUGAAGGCGGGAGGGCUGGUCCGGAAUGAUCUCACCGCCGAUGACAAGAACUGCACCGACGGCAUUGCAUGGAUUCAGAAUGUAUUCGGCGACUGCGUGGAUACCGAGCUGAAGCUGAUCGGCUUUAUCGUGGGCCUCGUCUCGCUGUGCCUAUGGCUGAUCCCGUUGAUCCCGCAACUGUUGCAAAAUUACCGCACGAAGAAAUGCGAUGGGUUGUCGCUGGCGUUUUUAUUCUUUUGGCUGGUCGGUGAUACGUGCAAUAUGCUGGGCGCAAUGUUGACAAACCAGCAGCCGAUCCAGAAGAUCAUAGGAGUCUAUUAUAUCAUCCAGGAUCUCACGCUGUGGGGCCAGUACGGCUACUACCAUUAUUUCUUCAAACGUGAUGAGAGACGAGUGACAAUCGUGGUGCCAUGUCUGGCUGUGAUGAGCAUUGGGUCAUUUUGCCUCUUCCCGGAACGCGCUGGGACCGAUCAGUUUGUGGUCGGCCAUUCCCGGGUUCUUCGUUCGGUCGCCGAGCCAAACCUCGAGACAGCGCUGCGCAUGUGGCCAAUUUUCGAGAGCUACACGGACUUGCUUGGCUACAUCAUCGGCUCGAUCGCGGCGUUGUGCUACUUUGGGGGCCGUAUCCCGCAGCUGAUGAAGAAUUACAGAAGAAAAAGUUGCGAGGGCCUGUCGCUGGCCAUGUUCUACAUCAUUAUCGCCGCCAACUUGACGUACGGCUUCUCGGUGCUGCUGGCCUCGACGGGAUGGCUGUAUCUUUUGAGGCACUUACCGUGGGUGGCGGGCAGUCUGGGCUGCUGCUUCUUCGACGUGAUGAUGAUCAUGCAAUACUACUACUACAACAAGCGCCAAGCCGCCGGCACCGACCAGGAACGACUGCUCGACCCCGAGCAGCACGAGGAG